UUAACCCACUCCGAUUGGCCACUCCUGCGAAAUUCAGUCGUCGCCGGACCUAGAAGUAGCCCUUGCCCGGUCACCGGAACUAGCCCGGACUUUUCUUUCGUCUUCGAGAAUCCACAAUUCAACCAUCUGUUUGUGGCGUCGUGUUCUCGCCUUUGUCGGGGCUUAAGCAGUAUGGAAAGGCAAUAAUAAUGGAGGAGCCACAUUCCAUGAACAGUCCUAGAAGAGUCCUUAGUUUUUCAAGAAAAGGGAAGGAUACAUUGUUUGUCCCUAAUCAUGACAACAGCAGGACUUCUAGUAUUGCAGUUUCAGGGCAGCAUGGACCAAAACCUUCUGAAGUUUAUGGAUUUGUUGGAACUAUCUCAACUGUUGUGGCUACUGUUAUUUUCUUGAUAUGGGCGUAUCUUCCAGAGAAUUGGCUACACUUUGUUGGAAUAUUUUACUACCCCAACAGAUAUUGGGCUUUGGUUGUUCCAACCUAUACAAUGGUAACUGUAACAUUAGCUAUUGUGUUCUAUAUUGGUCUCAAUUUCAUGGCAACAUUUCCUCCAACUUCCUUAACUACAAUUUUCGAUGAUUAUAGUAGAGAUGCUUUGAACUCGUCUGACUUGUCCAUGGAAGACGAUGAGUGGCCAAUUGAGCCUAUAUCUGAUAUCGGGAUACACUUGAUAAAUGAUCUCAUAUUUAAAGAUUGGAAAAGUUAAAUACUCUUAAGAUGAUGAUUGUUGAAUUCAUAAUAACAGGGCAAUGAUAGAACUGAAGGUCAAUUUGUCAUCUGCAAGGACCCAAUUUGUUUGAUGUGAUGCUAAUAUUUCAUAUUUGUGUUCCAUUUUGAACAAAUUCUUCAAACUAUUAACAACUUCCAAAUAAAUUCUAGUUGCAUGCAACUAUGUAAGUUUGGAGUAGCGAUAAUAUGAUCCAAAGUUGUUAG
Impatiens glandulifera is the source of this 928-nucleotide messenger RNA. RefSeq names its product phosphatidylinositol N-acetylglucosaminyltransferase subunit P-like. The record is from RefSeq and is a predicted model, not a curated record. Bases 189 to 701 code for a protein of 170 amino acids. Lineage: Eukaryota; Viridiplantae; Streptophyta; Magnoliopsida; Ericales; Balsaminaceae. The transcript has 5 exons.